Messenger RNA from Cuscuta europaea, 2163 nucleotides. The record is from the annotation of a GenBank genome assembly. Lineage: Eukaryota; Viridiplantae; Streptophyta; Magnoliopsida; Solanales; Convolvulaceae.
CAAGACUACUCCUGAAAUUGCUAAAAUGAAAUCUGUGCCUUAUUCCAAUGCUAUUGGGUCCGUGAUGUACCUCAUGGUGAGUACUAGACCCGACAUUGCCUAUGCUGUUAGUUGUUUGAGUAGGUAUAUGUCUAAUCCUGGUUUACCUCAUUGGAAUGCUCUUAAGUGGUUGCUUAGGUACUUGAAAUCUACUGUUAAUCAUGGGUUGGUUUUCACUAGGUGUUCUAAGGGUGUUAAGUUGAGUGGGUAUGUGGACUCGAAUUUUGCUAACGAUAGAGACAAUAGGAAAUCCACUACCUCUUAUGUGUUUACCCUUUGCGGGUCUUGCAUUAGUUGGAAGUCUCAACUUCAAGCCAUAGUUUCCCUUUCCACUACUGAGUCCGAGUAUGUGGCCGCUACCGAAGCAUUUAAGGAAGCCAUUUGGCUUAAGCGUCUCCUAAUGGAGAUUGGUAGUCUUAAUCAGGACAUCUGUGUGUUUUCUGAUAGUCAAUCUGCUAUUCAACUGUGCAAAAAUCUUGUUUUUCAUGAUAGAACUAAGCAUAUUGAUGUUAGAUUUCAUUUUAUACGUGAUAUUGUUAGUGCAGGUGAUAUCAAGUUGAUUAAAAUUCCGUCUGAAUUUAAUCCUGCUGACAUAGGGACUAAAUGUCUCUCUGUCGAAAAGUUGCUGUCGUGCAAACGCACGUUAAACAUUGAUUGUGGAUAAGUUGCCUGGUGAUCUUACCCCUUUUGCGUGAAUGUGUCUUUGUGAUCAUUCGGGCAAUCCAGCGAUGAUGAGUCUCAUGUUUGUGUUAGAGUUUUUACUCUAAGCCACUAUGGUCCAAUAAGGUGGAGAAUGUGUUAGGUAUUGGCCCAACUAUUUCCGUAAGCCCAUUUAUUCUUUGGUUGUACCCGGCCCAGGGUUGGACUUAUCGAUUUUAUUUUCUCCUUGUUCUCCCUGCGCAUAUCCUCCCUUGUUCUUCUUUCCUUGUUGAAGCCGCUGCAUAUCUUUGAUAAGGUAAGUUACCUUACCUGAGUUUUUGACCUUGGCUUAUAAAUAAUUCUCCUUUCUCCGUUUUGGGUAGAGCGCCGAAACCUAAUCCCCCAAAAUCAGUCCGAGCUUUUCUUUUGGGUUCAUCGGAGAUAUUUGGCCGGAAAUAGCCUGCUGGCUGACGCCCCUCUCCCUUUUGUGAUCAUAGUGGUGUUAUUCAUCCUUUGUGGAUGAAAUUAGAGACCUGAGCUGGAAGAUUCAGAACUUACAUAGAGGAUUUAUACCCCGGAGGCAGCGUCAUAUACACCUCUUCAUUAAGAUCACCAUGAAGGAAGGCGUUAUGAACGUCCAUUUGAUGGAGUUCCCAAUUCUUACACGCCGCAAUAGCAAGAAAGGCUCGCACAGUGACCAUCUUAGCUACCAGGGAAAACGUUUCAUCAUAAUCAAGCCCAACAACUUGGCGGUUCCCGAAAAUAACUAAGCGGACUUUGAGACGUUCCACGGUGCCGUCGGACUGAUAUUUAAUUUUGUACACCCAACGACACCCUAAAGCGCGCUUUCCGGGAGGGAGAGAGACAAGAGACCAAGUGCCAUUUCGUUCAAGAGCUUGAAUUUCUGAGUUCAUGGCCUGACGCCACUCCGGGCUAGAGAUAGCUUCCUUAAAAGAUUGAGGUUCGGUGCGUGAGGAAAUUGCUGCAAGAAAGACCCGAUGUGGUGCAGAAAAAGUAUCACAACUAACAUAAUGUGAUAUAGGAAAACGAGUACCUGAAGAAGCAGGAGAGGAUGGAGAGGGAGAAAUGAGACUAUUUUUAAUCACUGUGUGAGUCACAUAAUCCUGCAAUCGAACUGACGGCUGUUUAACUCUUUGUCCUCGACCCAAAAUAAGAGUUGUGUCGUGCUCAUUUGUUGUAGAAGGACUGGGCGACCCAAAAACACUUUCCGCCAUUGCACUCUGCAAGAACCUUUGUUUUUCCUGCGCAUCCGUUAUGUUAGAUUGCUCUCCGCCGAUCUGCAAUCGCGGUCACCACCACAUAUGAUGCCCUAACGGAUCAAGUAAACCAAUAAACAAGCAGUCCCAGGUUCCCAACGAUAAAACCAGCUGUUUAGCUAGAGUCGUCUAUCGAGUAUAAACCAGAGGAGGCUUCCAGGUAUUUUUUGGAUUUUACUCCAAUUCACAAAGAUCUGCUAAAUCUCAA